Miniopterus natalensis is the source of this 2457-nucleotide messenger RNA. It is a transcript of the gene AP5M1, whose product is annotated as adaptor related protein complex 5 subunit mu 1. Gene Ontology annotation, biological process: endosomal transport. Gene Ontology annotation, cellular component: late endosome; lysosome; AP-type membrane coat adaptor complex. Lineage: Eukaryota; Metazoa; Chordata; Mammalia; Chiroptera; Miniopteridae. The record is from RefSeq and is a predicted model, not a curated record.
CUCGGCUGGUGAAGAACCUUGAUCCUUGCGGGCCACCAUCCCGGAAGUGGAGUUUAGAGGAAGCAAGUCCUAGGGAUGCUGUGGAGUAGUAAGUGCUCGAGAUUCUGGGUGCGGAUUCACACAACUUUGUGUGGCCUGUGCUGGCCCGCACGGACUCAAAGGUUUUAGUUACUUCGUCUGAAGGAGCUAGCUUCUAUGCUGAGCCCGACCAGUUUGUUGGUGGGGGCAGAAGGUGCCUCUGAUGAGUGGGCUUCGGGGCUUUUGAUAAGUCAGCUGAGAAAGCCGGUCUGCGCUCUUCCUCGGUGGAGGCCUUAGAGGUGAACUGAUGCUCUAGUCUAGCGGCGCAUCAUGGCUCAGCGAGCAGUGUGGCUCAUAGGCCACCAACCGGGAACUCCACUUUGUGGCACCGUCAGAUUCUCCAGACGAUAUCCAACUGUUGAAAAACGAGCCAAAGUCUUCAAUGGAGCAAGUUAUGUGCCUAUUCCCGAAGAUGGUCCCUUUCUUAAAUCACUACUCUUCGAACUUAGAUUAUUGGAUGAAGAUAAGGACUUCGUGGAAGGCCGUGAUAGCUGUUCUCACAUCAACAAAACGUCCGUCUAUGGACUUAAAGUAGGAGGUGAAGAACUCUGGCCAGUUGUUGCUUUUCUGAAGAAUGGCAUAGUAUACGCUUGUGUUCCACUAGUUGAACAAACUUUAUCCUCUCGUCCACCAUUAAUUAGCAUUAGUGCAAUUUCACAAGGUUUUGAACUUCUUUUUGGGAUACAGAAUUUUCUUUACUCAAGUCAAAAAAAUGACUCUGAGCUAAAUACAAAAUUGAGCCAAUUGCCUGACUUGCUUCUUCAGGCUUGCCCAUUUGGAACUUUGUUAGAUGCUAACUUACAGAAUUCAUUGGACAGUAUUAAUUUUGCUUCUGUGACUCAUCCACAAAAGCAGCCAGCCUGGAAAGUUGGAACAUACAAAGGAAAACCACAAGUUUCUAUUUCUAUCACAGAAAAGGUAAAAUCUAUGCAAUAUGAUAAACAGGAUAUAGCAGAUACAUGGCAAGUAGUUGGAGCUGUCACUUGCAAGUGUGAUUUAGAAGGAAUCAUGCCAAAUGUUACCAUCAGCUUGAGUCUCCCCACCAAUGGAUCUCCACUUCAGGAUAUUCUAGUUCAUCCUUGUGUGACUUCUCUUGACUCUGCCAUUCUGACUUCUAGUAGCAUUGAUACAAUGGAUGAUUCUGCAUUUAGCGGACCUUACAAAUUUCCAUUCACUCCACCUUUAGAAUCAUUCAACUUAUGUUACUACACUUCCCAGGUUCCUGUCCCACCAAUUUUGGGCUUUUAUCAAGUGAAAGAGGAGGAAGUACACCUAAAAAUAACAGUUAAUUUAAAACUUCAUGAAAGUGUAAAAAAUAAUUUUGAAUUCUGUGAAGCUCAUAUACCGUUUUACAAUAGAGGUCCAAUCACACAUGUGGAAUACAAAAUUAGUUUUGGCCAGCUCGAAGUAUUUCGAGAGAAAAGCUUAUUGAUCUGGACUAUUGGACAGAAGUUCCCAAAAUCAAUGGAAAUUAGUCUUUCUGGAACUGUAACUUUUGGAGGAAAAAGCCAUGAGAAGCAGCCAUUUGAUCACAUUUGCAUUGGGGGUACAGCAUAUUUAAAGCUUCAUUUUAAGAUCUUAGAUUACACACUUACUGGAUGUUACGCGGAUCAGCAUUCAGUUCAAGUUUUUGCAUCAGGAAAGCCAAAAAUAAGUACAUACCGGAAACUAAUUUCUUCUGACUAUUACAUCUGGAAUUCUAAAGCUCCUGCUCCAGUAACAUAUGGAUCAUUAUUACUGUAAUUAUCUCAUGUUUAAAUAGAAUUUAUAUAAUAGCAACAUAGCCUAAAUUAAAUCAGAGUCUUUUAUUUUUAAGGUGUAUGCAUCUAACCUAUGAGAAAUCAUUAAAUGAUUUAAUUAUAAAAAUGCUUGUUUGUUGUUUUUAGUCUGAAAUAAUUUGCGGGGAAAAAGCAUUUUAAAGACUGAUGUCUCCAACUUUGUUACCCUUUGAUUUUACUCAAAUAUGAUUCAGAGCAUAAACCAGUAGUGAUUCAUUUUAGGCUUAUUUUAUAUUAGUCCUGGGUCACCCUGCCAUACAUGUUCCUUCCUGCGCCUGUGGCAGACGUGGCUAAUCAAGCAGUGUCCUCUUUCUGCAUUGAGCUUCCUGCACACAGUCCCAGGCUCUUCUUCAGUGCAGAGCUGCAGGCAGCCACUCCUGAUGGAUUGCGAAUGAUGUACAAGAUAAGAAACUGUGUGCUCUUCCGAACCUGAAUACUAAACUCCUAGUGCAUUGUGUUGUUAUAGAAUACCAGAGACCACGUUAGAAACAACUGUAAAUCUCUUGAAAAAACAGCCAAGAAAAACAAAGGAAAAUUGUUUAAAUAGUAAACUGUUCUUAAUCAGAACUAUUUGACUUAAUAAAGAACCUGCCUAAUUCUA